GGAAAAAAGAUUAUCCGACCAACUGCUGGACGAGAGCAAGUUUGUCCGGGAAGAAGAGUAAUAUUCUCCGUAAAGGAAGUGGAGUAUACUCGAAUACUCUUGUCAAGAAGAAUAUUCUGACACAGCUGGUCAAGAAUACCUACUUACAGCUGGACAAGAAGAUUAUCGAGAAAUACUUGACAAGAAGAGCGUCCUGCUGGUCAAGAGGAGUAUCCGGGAUACUGGAUACUGUCGGGCAAUAG
Funneliformis caledonium is the source of this 242-nucleotide messenger RNA. The record is from the annotation of a GenBank genome assembly. Lineage: Eukaryota; Fungi; Glomeromycota; Glomeromycetes; Glomerales; Glomeraceae.